This is a messenger RNA of Adineta steineri, 2868 nucleotides long. The record is from the annotation of a GenBank genome assembly. Lineage: Eukaryota; Metazoa; Rotifera; Eurotatoria; Adinetida; Adinetidae.
AUGAUGCAUUCUUAUUGUCAUAUAAUAUUAUUAUUGAUUUUAUUUAUAACAUUGAGUAUUGUUCAUGGAGAAACAAUUCUUAAUCAAUAUAAUAUUUCAUCCUCCAAUACAUGCUCAAAAAUUCGAACGAAUUGUACCCAAGAUGGUAUUAUAAUUCCUCUAUGGCGUCCCCAACAAGGAAUAUCAACUGGUGAUCGAUUAUCUCGUGCUAUUGUUUAUCUAUUAGCACUUAUUUAUUUAUUUAUCGGUGUUGCUAUUAUAUCAGAUCGUUUUAUGGCUUCAAUUGAAGUUAUAACAUCACAAAAACGUGAAAUCAGGAAAAAAAAUCCCGAUGGUACAAUAUCAGUAACAACUGUUGCAGUAUGGAAUGAAACAGUAUCAAAUUUAACUUUAAUGGCAUUAGGUUCAUCAGCACCUGAAAUUUUAUUAUCAAUUAUUGAAGUUGUUGGAAAAAAUUUUCAAAGUGGAGAUCUUGGUCCAGGUACAAUAGUUGGUUCAGCAGCAUUCAAUUUAUUUGUUAUUAUUGCUAUAUGUAUUAUGUGUAUACCAGCCGGUGAAGUUCGUCGUAUACGUCAUCAACGUGUAUUUUUUGUUACAACAGCUUGGUCAAUUUUUGCUUAUAUAUGGUUAUGGGCAAUUGUAGCAAAGAUUUCUCCUGGUUAUAUUGAAGUUUGGGAAGGAACAUUAACAUUUUUAUUUUUUCCAUUAACUGUUUUUUCGGCAUAUAUUGUUGAUACAAAAGUGGGUCAAUUUAUACGUAUACGUAUAACAUCACAAAAACAAGUUGUUCAAUUAGAAAAUCAUUCAUCAAUGCCAUUACCAAUAACCUUAGAUACGUCAGGUAAUAUAGAAGAUAAUGAAGAAAAAUCUAUGAUCGAUGGUUAUACGAAAAAUUCAGCAACAACAAAUGGAAAUGAUACAAUACGUGGAAGAAAAUCUUUAUCAACUCAAAAAUCUAUAUCAGGUGGUGUAUUUGAUCAAACAGGUAGUACAAUACAUGGAGUUGAUGAUAAUACGAUAGCAGAUCAUAUUGAAUCACAACGAAGACAAGAAUUUAUAAAUAUAUGGCAAGAAUUACGUAAAAAAUAUCCAAAUCAUGAUAUGCAUACAUUAAAUGAUAUGGCUGCAGUUGAAAUGAUGAAUCGUGUACCAAAAUCUCGAGCAUAUUAUCGUAUUCAAGCAACAAAACGUUUAGGUGGUGGCGGUGGUGGUACAAAUCUGAAAAAGAAAUUUUUAGAAAAAUUAAAUGAACCCGAUGAAAUUGAUUUGGCAGAAAAACAAAAUUUAAUUAAUGAUACAACAUCACAUAUAAGUAAAAUACGAUUUGAACCAAGUCAUUAUACAGUUUUAGAAAAUGCCGGUUAUGUUACAUUACAUGUUCUACGCUCAGAUGGAAAUCUUCAAAAUACAGUUUAUAUUGAUUAUAUGACAGAAGAUGGAACAGCAACACAUGGAGGUGAUUAUGAACAAGCUGAAGGUACUUUAAUUUUUUAUCCAAUGGAAACACAUAAACAAAUACAAGUUAAAAUUAUUGAUGAUGAUAUUUUUGAAGAAGAUGAACAUUUCUCAGUUAGAUUAAGUAAUCUUAAAAUCAAAGAUAAUCAAGGACGUUUAACACCAGGAUUAUUUGAUAAAACUGUACAAUUAGUUGAACCAUCAACAGCUAUUGUUAUGAUUAUUGAUGAUGAUCAUGCUGGCAUGUUUGUAAUUGAUGAUAAUGAACGAACAGUUAUAGAAUCUGAUCGUUCUAUAGAAAUUAAAGUUUUACGAACAUCAGGUGCUCGUGGUCGUGUACGUGUACCAUUUAAAACUGAAGAUGAAACAGCUAUAAAUACACGAGAUUAUAUUGCAAAUCAUGGUGAAAUUAUAUUUGAAAAUAAUGAAAAUGAAAAAACAAUAACAAUUGAAAUAAUUGAUCGUGAUCAAUAUCAACGAAAUGAAACGUUUCUUGUUCAUAUAGGUGAACCAACAUUAAUCAAUGAUGAUAAUGAAAUUGAAAAAUUAGGCAUGAGUGAAGAAGAAAGAUUAAUUGCUGAUUUAGGUAAACCUAAAUUAGGUGAUAAACAUACAGUUCGUAUUCGUAUACGUGAAAGUAAAGAAUUUAAAAAUGCUGUUGAUAAAGCAUUAUAUAAAGCAAAUACAGCUAUACUUGUCGGUACAUCAACAUGGUUAGAACAAUUUAAACAAGCAUUUAGUGCUAAAGAAGAAGAUGAUGAUGAUGGAUUAGGUGAUUCAAAAGAUGAUAAUAAUGAAUCUGCAACAUGUAAAGAUUAUAUAAUACAUUUCAUAACUUUUUUUUGGAAAUUUUUAUUUGCUUUUGUUCCACCAACAAGUAUUGCUGGUGGCUGGGUUUGCUUUUGUGUAUCGAUAUUAUGUAUUGGAGGAUUAACUGCUCUUAUUGGUGAUUUAGCAACACAAUUUGGUUGUACUGUUGGUCUAACAGAUACAAUGACAGCUAUUGCUUUUGUUGCAUUAGGAACAUCAUUACCAGAUACAUUUGCAUCAAAAGUUGCUGCAGAACAUGAUAAAUAUGCUGAUAGUUCCGUAGGAAAUGUAAAUGGUUCAAAUGCAGUCAAUGUUUUCUUAGGCAUCGGUUUACCAUGGGCUAUAUCAGCCUGGUAUCAUUAUUUUAAACAAACAAAAUUCGAAGUGGAAAAGGGUUCAUUAGCGUUUAGUGUAACUUUAUUUUGUUCAUUUGCAGGUGUUGCUGUAACUCUUUUAAUGUUAAGACGUUUGAAAUGUUUUGGUGGAGGAGAAUUAGGUGGUCCUCUAAAAUUUCGUCUUAUAUCAAGCUUUUUAUUUGUUUCACUUUGGAUUUCUUAUCUGGUAUUGAGUGGCCUUGAAAACUAUUGUCAUAUUAAUGUUUAA